This is a messenger RNA of Raphanus sativus (radish), 861 nucleotides long. Its product is annotated as cysteine-rich repeat secretory protein 34-like. The record is from RefSeq and is a predicted model, not a curated record. Lineage: Eukaryota; Viridiplantae; Streptophyta; Magnoliopsida; Brassicales; Brassicaceae. The transcript is spliced from 2 exons. Bases 82 to 861 code for a protein of 259 amino acids.
AGUUCUUAUAUAAAUAUGUCAAUCGUAACACAUCAUUUAUAAAAACCACAAUUUACUUAAGUGAAAUAAAAAUCUAUAACAAUGAAAUUUUCAUAUUCUCUAUCCAAACGAUUUUAUUUCCAUAUUUUGGUCAUGCAAUUCUUCAUCAUACAUAGUGUUUCGUCAAUGAACCUUACCAAUGAGUAUCUCAACCACAAAUGCCUCAAUCAAGGGAAAUAUAACUCCGGAAGUGCGUUCGAGAAAAACCUCAACUGGAUCUUUCAUCACAUUACUACUAACUCUUAUGCUGCAACCGGUUCCGCAGAAGCAAGUAUUGGACAUACGACAACACCCGAUUUUGUAAGCGUCAUUUUUCAGUGUCGUGGUGACUCUUAUGGAUCGAAAUGUCGUACAUGUGCUGACACUGCAAUUGCGGGGUUUCGUAAGAAAUGCCCGAGUAACAAAGGAGUAAUAAUAUGGUACGAUCAAUGUCUUCUCUACAUUAGUACGAUCAAAGAAAAAGGGUUAACCAAGAUUAAUUACAAGAAUAUUUUUUCUAUGCACAACCCAAAUAACGUGAGAGGGGAUGCAAAACUGUUUGCCAUGAGGGUGGUGGAUUUUUUCUCUGAGCUAACACUUCAAGUAGACAAAAUUUCCAGUAACGAUUAUAAUCACAUUUUUUAUGCGGCGGGGGAUAAGAAGCUUGGAAAAAAUAAAGUAUAUGCAAUGGUGCAAUGUACAGAUGUAACACUAGAUUGUAAAAAUUGUUUGGCAUGGAGUAUCACAAAGCUUUUCAAGAACAACAUCAUUAAACAAGGAGCUCGAAUUUUGGGUACCAACUGUGAUGUAAGAUAUGAGUUAUAUCCUUUUCUUAGGAGUUAA